Messenger RNA from Strongylus vulgaris, 485 nucleotides. The record is from the annotation of a GenBank genome assembly. Lineage: Eukaryota; Metazoa; Nematoda; Chromadorea; Rhabditida; Strongylidae.
AUGUGCCUACGAAAAUGUACAGAACGACCAAAAGAUUCAACAGAGCAGUCUCUCGUUGCGAUGCUUGAAGAACGUCUGAAUGAGGCUGAAAGCAGUAUUCAAGAUUAUCGAGACGAAAACACUGUUCUGAAAUGCGAGCUUCGAGAUCUACAGGAGACAACAUAUGCGAACUCCGAUGCCAAACUGAAAGAAAAAAUUACCUGUACAGAAGCGCUUUGUGAUGAACUUAUGGAAGAAAAUGAAGCAUUGAAAACAGAAGAUCAAUACCGUGAGGAAGAGAUAGAAGAAUUCCGAGAGCUACAAAGGGAGUUGGAACAAAACGCUAAGAACUGUCGCGUAUUGCAAUUUAAGCUUCGUAAAGCGGAACGUAUGAAAGAGCAAAGCGAUGCGGAAAAAACGCAGUUACAGACGCGCCUUAACGUAAAUUUUAAGCUGAAACCUAAUAAUAGACUUUCUAUUCAGAAAGCAUCUUGUUCUUUUUAACA